Molecule: messenger RNA, 879 nt
Organism: Thelazia callipaeda (thelaziosis nematode)
Lineage: Eukaryota; Metazoa; Nematoda; Chromadorea; Rhabditida; Thelaziidae
Source: the annotation of a GenBank genome assembly
AUGAUGGAUAUAACAGUCGUACUGAGUAAACUGAUUGGCUUGAAGAAUCCAACUGCUACAGAUAUUCAUUUUACUCGUAACGGAAUCAUCAGUUUUACAUUGAAGGCAAGACAGUUUCCCGGUGAUACUGAUUCUGCUCACUGGAUUUUAUUUGCUAUUCGAUCAAGGGGACCCAAGAAAUCAUCUGAAUACUCAAUGGUUGUAACUGAAUUAAGCAAGUUACAUGCUCACUGUUUAAAUGAAUCUGAUCCAGAAUCAAGGCGUCGAAUGCAAAACAAUACUUUCAAAGUAUUGCAUUGUGUUCACGGCCAAACUGAUUAUGAUAAUGAGUUAGAUAUCAACGAAUUUAUUAUCAAAUAUGGGCAGUAUCAAGCUUUUAUUCUAUUUCAGUUGUGUAAGCUUCGAGUAGCAUUAAAUGCGACUAAUUCAGAACCUCCUUUCUCGAUUAGAGCAUCUCAAGUCGAAAAAUAUCAUGUCUUGUGUCAUGGUUUUCUAACAUAUGACAAAGUAACUUAUACUGAAGAUGGAUUAUUGAUACGAAUUUCAAACUGGGAGGACGUACACAUUGGAAAUGUUUGCGAAGAUCUAACAUUUAUGUUAAUCACAUCAACUUCAGCAGAAAUCAGACGUCAACAUUAUAUGCUUAUUUUGCGACAUUAUUAUUAUUCAUUAGUAGAUCUUUACAGACCUCAGUUUAAUAUACGCGAAUUACAAGAGUUAUUUUUACAACUGCAUAAAUCGUUAGUUUUUAAAAGCCUAUCUUUUGUUAUCUCAUUGUUGAAUUCAAAUGCAAACGAUGAAUUAAAGUCGAUGAUUGCAAGAAGAUGGGAAACCGCCGUAGAAGAUGCAGUGAGAAUACAAAUCUAUGGAAUAUUAUAA